Molecule: messenger RNA, 540 nt
Organism: Acyrthosiphon pisum (pea aphid)
Lineage: Eukaryota; Metazoa; Arthropoda; Insecta; Hemiptera; Aphididae
Exons: 1
Coding region: 1-540 (179 amino acids)
Source: RefSeq, a predicted model, not a curated record
AUGGUCGGAAUAGACGGAUUACCCUUUACAAAAAAUCCUCCUAGUCAAUUAUGGCCUAUUUUAGGGUAUUUUUCAAAUAUCUCUGACUCUAGUGUUUUCAUUAUUGGUUCAUAUUAUGGUAAGCCAAAACCAGAAGACAGUAAUGAAUUUUUAAGUGAUUUUGUAAAUGAAAUCCGUGUGCUGAUUAAUGAUGGUGUGAUGUAUAAUAAUAUCCAUGUAAAACUUCAGCUAAAAGCUCUUAUAUGUGAUGCCCCAGCAAAAUCUUUUGCUUUAAAUUUUAAAGGGCACACAGGUAGAAAAUCAUGUAUUCGUUGUCAUACUAUUGGUUCUUAUGGGGAUAAUGGUAUUUAUUUUCCUCAAUUAAAUGCACCACUUAGAACUCAUGAUGAAUUUAAAUUAUAUUCCGAUUCAGAUUUUCAUUGUGGAAAAACAAUUUUGGAAGAUAUACCUAAAUUUGAUAUCAUUUCUUCUGUACCAUUUGAUUACAUGCAUUGUAUUAUCAUUGGUGCCACCAAAAAAUUAUUUUACAAGGAAAUGUGA